Molecule: messenger RNA, 315 nt
Organism: Plasmodium fragile
Lineage: Eukaryota; Apicomplexa; Aconoidasida; Haemosporida; Plasmodiidae
Exons: 3
Coding region: 1-315 (104 amino acids)
Source: RefSeq, a predicted model, not a curated record
AUGGAACAUGCCCAUAGGACUGCCCUUACGGAAACCCAGGACGAUCUGAGGAUUGAAAAUCAGAAUUUUUUGGGAGUUGCGAAGGAUAUUUACGUAAGUGAUAUUUGUGUAGAUUUUGUUGUGAAAUCUAGGAAAUGUGUUAUAAAUGGGGAGAGGACAGGGGACGAAACACUGUGGGGGCUGAAGAAAGGAAGAAUGCUAAACACAGAAGUAGUGAGUUUUUUCUUAUUUUCUUUUGUAAAAAGAGUUCAAGUUUUGUUAAAGGAAGACAAAGGGGUAGGUUUUAUGAGUUAUGUAUUGUUUAGUACUGCGUAG